GAGACAGGCAGUAUUUUUGACGGAGGAGGUAGAGAGGAAAGAGAAAUUUUUAUGUGAGACUGGCAAGCUUCUAUGCUUUCUCGCUCGCUUCGUGGUGAAAUGUACACACUCUCCUCGGAUAGAAAGUUUAUGCCGCAUUUUUUUUUCUUCCAUCGACUGAAAGCGGCGACCUUAUAUCUCACCUCAAGCUCCGGGCUCUGUUAAAGCGAACGCGCGAUUUAUCACGGCAGGUGAAUAAUUUCGGCGAGUCCCGCGGAUAUUUUCGAUCGCUGGUUUCGGCGCUUCAGAAUGGCUCGUGGACAACAAAAGAUACAGUCUCAAGCUAAAGCGGCGGAAAAAAGUGCAAAAUUAAAGAAACAACAGGGCCAUAGCGCCAAUGAUCAGAAGAAAGCGGCGCAGAAAGCACUUGUACACGUGUGUUCUGUUUGCAAGGCUCAAAUGCCGGAUCCUAAAACUUACAAGCAACACUUUGAGAAUAAACAUCCGAAGAAUGAUCUGCCUGACGAUUUAAAAAAUAUAUGAGGGUAUGAACUUUUGUACAGUGAUAAUUGGGCUAGGGUACAGGAAAAAUGUGUUGCAACUGACAAAGUGAUAUAGUUCAACGUUCAUCUGAUCAUUGCAUAGUUUCAGAAAAUGAAUAAAACCUUGUUAGUGUUUUAACUGAUCUAUUGCAUUAACAGAUUGUUGUGCACCACUCAGAACGUUAAAGACAUAAUUGAUGAAUUACUUAUAAAAAGUCUUGAUUUGUAGAAGCCAAUAUACUUUUUUCACGUGAGAAUAAUUACAUAUAAUCUUGUGUACGUUUUUAAAUAAAGUUGAUAAACUCGAUGGCGCAAAGAAUAUAUAUUUCAAUGUAAGAAAGGAGUGAAUAUAGCAUUAAUUUCCUAUUUCUGUUACAAAGAGAGAUAAUAUAUAAAAUAUAAAUGACUAAACAGAUUUUAAAUCAUUUUUUGUAUAUAUUAAAAAAGAAGAGUAUUUUAAAAUAACAAAGCUUGAAAAUUUAUGAAAAAUGUUUCCUCAUUAUGAAUCUUAUUUUGUAUUGUAAAUUAUGAAAGAAUAAUAUAUUCUGCCAUUGAUUUUGUUGCAUUUAACUUAUACAUAUUUUGAUAUAAGAGCUCAUAAAAGCAAUUCUUCAAGUUACAAGGUUGAAUAUAAUGCUGAAAAAUCUUUAACUACACAACUGCCAAUUUAUAGUUGAUUGUAUUGUAUGCUCUUUAAAAUAAGAACACACAAUGUAUAGCUAAA
Cataglyphis hispanica is the source of this 1245-nucleotide messenger RNA. RefSeq names its product zinc finger protein 706-like. Bases 289 to 522 code for a protein of 77 amino acids. The transcript has 3 exons. Lineage: Eukaryota; Metazoa; Arthropoda; Insecta; Hymenoptera; Formicidae. The record is from RefSeq and is a predicted model, not a curated record.